AUGAACUCGCCCACACCAUCGACGCCAUCUUCGGGGGACUCGCCGCCACAAGUGUCGGUGGAGCUGACUUCGCAGCAAUCGACGGUUGUGGCGGCACUAACGACUAUUGCCGGGCCAUCGCCAAACAAUGCCAAGCGGCGGCUUCCGUCUGGGUCGGUGCCGUACGGAUCGUCAAAUAGACGGCGACGGGAGGAAAGCAUGAAAGAGGAGAAGCAGCGGGAACAGGAGCGGGAAGGGGAGCGUGGAAUGGCGGACGUGGAACUGAUGAAGUACCUGAAUUCGAUUAUUCGGGAUCCGUUUGACGAAGGGGUGGCGGUGUUGUGA
Molecule: messenger RNA, 324 nt
Organism: Rhizoctonia solani
Lineage: Eukaryota; Fungi; Basidiomycota; Agaricomycetes; Cantharellales; Ceratobasidiaceae
Exons: 2
Coding region: 1-324 (107 amino acids)
Source: RefSeq, a predicted model, not a curated record